CUUACGCCUCCUUAAACAUCCUCUUACUUUGCCUCAAUUGACCCAUUACGAAAUUCAAGCCCCUCCCCAUGAAGAAAUGAUCGAGAAAAGAAAGCAUUUCACGGACAUUCCUUUGGAAGAUAGUGAUGAUGAAUGGUGCGCCCUUCUUAUGCUUCUAGCUAAUCUACUAGCUUACCUGCUGGUUCUAGGUUUCGUAAUAGUAGUGAUUUUUUUGGUGCUGAAGAUUUCGGCCUAUUUCAUUGAUUUACCAUCGGGAGAAGGAGAGGAUGACGACGAGGCAACCGAGACCGACCCAUUGCUGCUUCAGCAUAAAACGGCGUCGUUGUUUGCGUACGGAACUUAUGUGGCGCCAGCGCCGGCGGGGGCGAGCUGCAGCCGGUCGAAUGAGGUGGAUGAUGAUGGGUCGCAAAACGACGUCAGAUUAUGCGUUAUAUGUUACGACGAGGAACAGAAUUCGUUCUUCGUGCCUUGUGGCCACUCUGCAACUUGCCUUGUUUGUGCCCGCAGGAUCUAUAAUGAGGAAAACAAGGUUUGUCCCGUAUGUAGAAGAGUAAUUGGCAGAGUCAGGAAACUGUGACGAAAGAAGAAACUAUUUUUUCUGUUGCAUGGCAUUUAUCUGAAAUCAUGGUAGUAGAGAGUUUGUUAAUAGUUCUCUAGCUCGCUUGCCUGGGAAUUUGGCGGAUGUACCUAACUGAUUUUUGUAAUGAUAGUGUGCAGAGAGGCAAGGAUGAGCUAGCGUUCCAGUCAUGUGAGUAUAUGUGGAUUACGCCAAAAUUGAUUACAGAAUUGCUCAACGUAUUUUGGCAGUGGAUAAAACAAACAAAA
Molecule: messenger RNA, 825 nt
Organism: Linum tenue
Lineage: Eukaryota; Viridiplantae; Streptophyta; Magnoliopsida; Malpighiales; Linaceae
Source: the annotation of a GenBank genome assembly